Molecule: messenger RNA, 333 nt
Organism: Metarhizium brunneum ARSEF 3297
Lineage: Eukaryota; Fungi; Ascomycota; Sordariomycetes; Hypocreales; Clavicipitaceae
Source: RefSeq, a predicted model, not a curated record
AUGAAGGUCCGCAAUCUUGCCCCCUUGGCUGCUGCGAUCGCCCCGUCGCUCGCCUGCCUCCAUUCCGCUGGGUCAGUCCUCUUCCCCUCCAGCGGACCGGUGCUGCAGACGGCGUACAUCGUCGACGACGGGCGCAGCGUUUGCGACUCAGGCCGCGGGCAUUGGGUCGAGGGGAGCCAGUGGCGCAUCAGCUGCAUCGGCGGCUACGGCAUGAGGAUCGCGACCGACGGCGUCGACGUGUGGUACGACACUCCGCAUGGAAGCUUUCGGUGGCAGCACACUGGCGGGCGAUCCGACAGCGCCUUUGCUUGGGAUAACUGGAAGUUUUGCUAG